Molecule: messenger RNA, 907 nt
Organism: Paralichthys olivaceus (Japanese flounder)
Lineage: Eukaryota; Metazoa; Chordata; Actinopteri; Pleuronectiformes; Paralichthyidae
Gene: timm10
Product: translocase of inner mitochondrial membrane 10 homolog (yeast)
Biological process (GO): protein insertion into mitochondrial inner membrane
Cellular component (GO): mitochondrial inner membrane
Source: RefSeq, a predicted model, not a curated record
AAGUGGCGGAGGAAACAGUACACACGUGUUUACUUCGCUGAAGGUUACAGAAGCAGCAUCAGCAGCCGGCAGAAGUCCCAUCGACUGUCCGCUGUGGAGGCCCGGCAGGACGGACUGAGUGUGCGGCUGAAGGCGGGAGUGAGCAGAGGUGAAGCGCGGACAUGGAUCCCAUGAAGGCCCAGCAGCUGGCGGCGGAGCUGGAGGUGGAGAUGAUGGCAGACAUGUACAACCGAAUGACCAACGCCUGCCACAGGAAGUGUGUGCCGCCACACUACAAGGAGGCAGAGCUGACAAAAGGGGAAAGUGUGUGCCUGGACCGCUGCGUGGCCAAAUACCUGGACCUCCAUGAGAAGCUGGGACGCAAGCUGACAGAUCUGUCUGUGCAGGACGAGGAACUGAUGAGGAAAGCAGCUGUCGGGAGCGGAUAGAGACACUGAUGAAGGAAAUGACAUGGGGCAGGGGGGCGGGUGUUACCGGGUUACGGCAUGGGGUUAGCAUAUCUGGUUUCUAUACAAUAAGAGACUGGUGUUUUAAUGUAAAGGGUGGAUAAACUUAAAAAACAAAACCGUUAAAUUAAUGUUGGGGCCACUGAGACAAACUGCAGACGGGGUUAGAAGACGCACUCAGUGGAACUACUGCAUCUCGAAACAGCUCAGAGCGUCCAACUGCGUCUUUGGACCAGUGUGAUUUGUUUGGUCCUCAAGUCAUCUGCAAACUGACUGAGAGGAGAAAGACUUGGGACAUUUAACGUUUAUGUAAGUCCCACUUUGUGCUUGUUUUCAGCUGCUUUGUUGCUGCUGCUGAACCUGUGUGAUACCAUCCAUGUGGUACUUGCUGCUGGUUUAAACAAGCACUAUUGAUCUGAAAUCAACCUUUGAUCCUAAGUCACUCUUUGAACAGUUUUUUU